This is a messenger RNA of Scophthalmus maximus (turbot), 1820 nucleotides long. RefSeq names its product sulfatase modifying factor 1 (gene sumf1). Gene Ontology annotation, cellular component: endoplasmic reticulum. The record is from RefSeq and is a predicted model, not a curated record. Bases 143 to 1120 code for a protein of 325 amino acids. The transcript has 10 exons. NCBI's taxonomy places the organism in Eukaryota, Metazoa, Chordata, Actinopteri, Pleuronectiformes, Scophthalmidae.
AUUAAUAUGUAUUUACAAUAACGCCUGCUACCCGGGCAGGAAGGAGUUAACAGACCAACCGCUGCAGCCAGCUGACCGACCACGUGACUUUGCGGAAGUAAAAGUAUGAACGGCAUCGACAGAUGAGCGGCUUCCCGCUAGGAUGUCGCGCUGCUUGCUGUUAUUAUUCGUCUUCGGGUGUGUGAGCAGACUGUUCGGGGCCGAGCAAGAGGGGUCUCCGAGCUGCGGCUGUGCGACCCCGAGGAGAGCCGACCCGGACCCCGCGGAGGACGGGACGGCCGCGCCGGACCCGGCUGCCAAGUACUCCAGAGGCGCCGGGGAGAAGCCGUGUGCGGCCCGGGGAGAGGAGGAGAACACACAGAGUCAGAUGGUGCUGAUUUCUGGAGGGGAAUUCCUGAUGGGAACAGACAACCCAGGCAUCCCUGCAGAUGGAGAGAGCCCUCAGAGGCUGGUGCAGGUGGACUCCUUCCACAUGGACGUCCAGGAAGUCACUAACCGGCAGUUCCAGAGCUUCGUCGGUGCCACAGGAUAUGUCACCGAGGCAGAGAAAUUUGGAGACUCGUUUGUGUUUGAGGGAAUUUUGAGUGAGUCAGUCAAAAACCAGAUCACCCAAGCAGUGGCUGCUGCCCCCUGGUGGCUCCCAGUCAAAGGGGCCAACUGGAGGCAGCCGGAGGGUCCAGACUCCAACAACACAGACAGGCUGGACCAUCCUGUUAUACACGUGUCCUGGGCAGAUGCUAAUGCCUACUGCUCCUGGGCCGACAGGAGACUUCCUACAGAGGCAGAAUGGGAGUACGCCUGCAGGAGCGGCCUGAAAGACAGACUCUAUCCAUGGGGAAACAAGUUGAACCCAAAAGGACAACACUACGCCAACCUCUGGCAGGGGGAUUUCCCCAACCAUAACUCUGGAGAGGAUGGAUACGUCAAAACCUCACCAGUGAAGUCCUUUCCUGCCAAUGGCUUUGGUCUGUAUGAUAUGGUGGGGAAUGCAUGGGAAUGGACAUCGGACUGGUGGACUGUGCAUCACACCGCAGUGCAGCAACACAACCCAACAGGUCCUCCUUCUGGCACAGACAAGGUGAAGAAGGGAGGAUCAUAUAUGUGCCACAAGGAUGAAUAAGCCAUGUGAGGGAUGAGAGGACAACGGGCAGGCAUGCUUGUCUUAUUGUUACAGAUACCGAUGUGCGGCCCGUAGCCAGAACUCACCAGACAGCUCGGCCUCUAAUCUUGGUUUUCGCUGUGUCUCUCAGGAGCAACAAUGACCUGACCUGCUUGUCUUCAACACAGGGUCCCUUAUUCCAGCUGCUCUUGAACCACAGUGUUGGACGCAGAGUUAACCCGUGAAAGCAGUAUUUGUAUUUCAAUUGUGAGGCCUUUAUUUGCCCUCACGUCCGUGUGCAUCUGAAGAUGUUUUCUCCGCCAAAAGGCCUCAAAUAACUUGAAGUCAAGAAUCUCUUACACGUAUGCAGAUAUUUGUAGAACCUUUAACAGUUAUCAGACUUUUUAUUAAAUCAAAUAUUUCUCUGUGCACAAGUAGAGGGAGACCUGAAUAAUUUAAGUCACUGUUUCUGCUUGGGUCUGUGCGGUCCUGUUUAUGUGAAAUGACAUUUUAUCUGUUGUCAUUAUCAGCCGAGGACAGCUUGAGAUAAAGACUGUAUUUUAUACAAUUAAUAUGUGUGAGUAUGAAGUUGAGUAGAUUAAUUUGUUUACCCUGUGUGUGAUUCCUCUGCCGGAAAAGGAAAUUUCCUAAAUGACUUUGGAAAUGAAAAGCUAACCAAAGGUUUUGUAAAUUUAUGCUAAUUAAAUGCAAUUAUGCUGAA